Molecule: messenger RNA, 2973 nt
Organism: Papaver somniferum (opium poppy)
Lineage: Eukaryota; Viridiplantae; Streptophyta; Magnoliopsida; Ranunculales; Papaveraceae
Product: zinc finger CCCH domain-containing protein 24-like
Exons: 15
Coding region: 120-2639 (839 amino acids)
Biological process (GO): RNA processing
Molecular function (GO): RNA methyltransferase activity; nucleic acid binding; metal ion binding
Source: RefSeq, a predicted model, not a curated record
UAGGUUUAAAGAUAGUAAAUCGUUGCAUUCUCAAUUAGGGUUUUAGACGUUACAGUAGUUAUUCACUCCUGUAUCACAGUAGAACUUCAACAUCACUCACACUUGAGAAACCUUAAUCAAUGGCUACUACCUUACCAGAAACUGCCACAUCUCAAUCACAAACCUUAAUUCCUUCUCCAAUAGAAAUCGAUACUGAUUCAUCAAUCGGGGGAAACCUAAAAUCCGAAGAAAUCAGAUCAACGAACGGAGGAGAUUCAGUCGAUAAACUGACAGAGAAACAUCCAGGUAAUGACGAUGAAACCCAAGGGGAUAAGCGAAAGAGAGAAGGCGAGGAUGAAGAAGGAGAAACUAAGGCUCGUCAUCCUAUGUGGAAAACAAGUUUGUGUUCAUUUUACAGACGCCAAGAUAAGGAUUGUAGUCACGGUGAAAACUGUAGGUAUGCUCAUAGUGAAGAAGAAUUAAGACCACGGCCUGAUAAUUCAUGGGAUCCAACUUCUGAAAGAGCGAAAAAGAUUAUGAAAUUGGAAAAUGGUGAUAACAUAGUAGGAAAAGAUGAUGUUAGGGAAGAUGUUUUUAUGCCUGAUGCACUUGUGGAUUCUUUGGAUCCGUCUCUUGAUAAAUGCCUUUUGAAUCUUCCCAAGAAAUGGAUUUCAGAUGACUUGAAGAGCUUUAUGGAUGAACUGGGUGUUGUAUAUAAAACAGCUAGAAAAAAGACUGGAAUGGCUGUGGGUUUUGUGGGCUUUGAAACCGCUGAUCUGGUCAAGGCAGGAAUAGAGAGGAUGGAUGGAAAAGCUAUUGGAAAUAGGCAUGUUAAGGUCGCAAAUGUCGUACCACGGACAUUUGAAAAGAAAGCAAUGUUAACAGUUCCUGACAGUGACGAUCCAGAUGGCCCUCUUUCUAUAAAUGGUUCUGAAGAUGGUAAUGCUGUCCCAAGGGCCAGAACUGUCCGUGAUGCAGUGACUCCCCUAGCUCAUAUGUCUUAUAGUGAUCAGUUAGAGCAUAAAAAGAACUCACUUGCACAGACACUUAAAAGACUUACUCGGCAUGCACGUAAGGCUUGUUCAGGCGGGGUUACGCUUCCAGAGUGGAUUCUCAAGUCUAAGGAAAUAGGUGGUCUCCCAUGCAAACUUGAAGGUAUUGUUGAAUCACCUCUUGUAAAGGGAUAUCGAAACAAGUGUGAGUUCUCUGUAGGAUUGUCUGUACAAGGGAAACCCACUGUGGGAUUUAUGCUGGGGAACUUUAGGGAAGGUGUAACAGCUGUUGAGGAACCUGUAGACUGUCCAAAUGUUUCUCAAAUUUCUUGUAAACUUGCAUCCAUAUUUCAAGGCUAUCUACAACAUUCAGCUUUACCAGUCUGGAACAGAAUUGAUAAUACCGGGUUUUGGCGUCAAUUGACAGUUCGAGAAGGAAGGAACCCGGGUUCGAACUACGAUAUUGAGAACUUUGAAGCUAAUAUCUCAGAGGUCAUGGUCAUGGUUCAGGUCUGUACAACGGGCAUUGACAAGGAAGUACUAACAAAAGAAUUUCAGAGCAUGGCUCUAGCAUUUUCUGAAGGGGUUAGUGCAAGUUCUCCUCCUUUACCUUUAACGUCUUUGGUAGUCCAGGAUCACACCGGUAUAUCAAAUGUGGCACCAGCUGAUGCCCCGUUGAAACCACUAUCCAUGUUAAAGGCCAAAAGUGCUUCUGGAGAGGAGUCUGAGAGUAGUGUUGUGGAAGGAAUUCAUGAUUACAUCGGGAAUCAGCGCUUUUGCAUAUCUCCAACAGCAUUUUUUCAAGUUAAUACCCUUGCUGCGGAAAAACUCUAUUCCCUUGCUGGGGAUUGGGCUGGUUUGGGUCCAGAUACCUUGCUUUUUGAUGUUUGCUGUGGAACCGGAACUAUUGGGCUGACUUUAGCACACCGUGUUGGUAUGGUUGUUGGCAUUGAAAUGAAUGCUUCAGCGGUUUUAGAUGCUAAGAGAAAUGCAGAAAUCAAUAAUAUCAAGAAUUGUAGAUUUAUUUGUUCAAAGGCUGAGGAUGUGAUGGGAUCUCUACUGAAAGAGUAUAUAGAUGUGGCAAUUGAGAAAGAAGAACCUCUACGAGUGUCUGAAACCAAUGAUUCAGGAGAUGCUAGUGGUCAAAAAGAAAGUUCACUCGAUGGAAAAGUAGAUCUUGAGAGCAUAAGUAAUGAAACUUCUGAGGCAAAUAAUGAGUCUGGUUGUCCCCAAAUAUGUCAGGAAGAGGUCAAAGGGCGGAUCCAGACCAUUUGUUCUUCAGAAGACCAGAAUGGAAGAAAUGGUAGUUUAAUGAGGCAGUAUAAAGAUGUUGUGGCUAUUGUCGAUCCUCCAAGGGCUGGGCUUCACCCAACUGUAAUUAAAGCGUUGAGGACUCAUCCAUCUUUACGGCGAAUUGUUUACAUCUCCUGUAAUCCCGAAAGCUUAGUUGCCAACGCCAUAGAGCUCUGCACACCGUCCACCGAUAAAUCUGAGAAAGGUAAUACAAACAACAGAGGAUGGAGGAACCGUAGUGUUGCAGGUCAAGCACGGCAGAGGGCUAAGUCUAUGCCCACCUCAGAGCCUUACCAACCCAUCAAAGCUAUGGCUGUUGAUCUUUUCCCACACACCCCACACUGUGAAACAGUGAUGCUACUGGAGAGAUUUUAAAAAUAUUUGUUACUUGCACGGAGGAAAAGAACUGCAGUCUUAAGAAUUAUGGCGAUCCGUGACUAUGUUUAUGAAUCAUAAAUUAGAAAAUAUCUGUUUUCAAGACCAGUCGAACCAAACCAAACCAAACCAAACCAAACCAAACCAAACCAAACCAAACCAAACCAAACUAAACCAAACCAAACCAAACCAUCAUUCAUUUUCCUUGUUAAACUGUAUUGGGAUUGCUUUCACGCGUAACUGAAAUGGACGCUCGAGAAGCACAUAUCUGUUACUCUGCAUUUUGUCACCAGCAGCAGUCAUUCCAUAACGCCAGUCCACUGUAAGUCACGUA